CACCUGUGAUCGCCAUCCCAGUUCAGCCUUAGUGUUCUCUCAUUGGAUUAAUUUGAGCCACAAUGAAGUCUCUGGUGUGUCUCGUUGUGGUGGCCCUGAUUGUGGGCGCUCAGGCUGGAGAUGAGAAGAAGCAGGAGAAGCGUGGCAUCUUCCACGACUUCGGCGGUCAUGAUUUUGGCGGGCAUGACUUUGGUCUGUCCAGCGGAGGCUACGGUGGACACGAUUUCAGCAGCAGCGGCGCCUAUCACGAUGAUCAUCACCAUCACGUGAAAACCGUGACUGUUGUGAAGAACGUCCCUGUGCCCUAUCCAGUUGAGAAGCACAUCCACGUUCCCGUAGAGAAGCACGUUCCUGUGCCAGUCAAGGUUCCAGUGCCACAGCCUUACCCAGUCGAGAAGGUGGUCCACUAUCCCGUGAAGGAGAUCGUCAAGGUGCCCGUGCAUGUGCCCCAGCCCUACCCAGUGGAGAAGAGGAUUCCAGUUCCCGUUCAUGUACCCGUUGAGCGUCCAGUGCCCGUGAAAGUGUAUGUCCCACAGCCUUAUCCCGUGGAGAAGCACAUUCAUGUGCCAGUGAAAGUGCCAGUGCCAGCCCCAUAUCCCGUUGAGAAGCGCGUUCCUGUGCCCGUGAAGGUUCCCGUUCACGUGCCCCAGCCCUACCCAGUGGAGAAGAUCAUCCAUGUGCCCGUUCAGGUGCCAGUGGAUCGUCCAGUGCCAGUGCAUGUGCCAAAACCUGUGCCCGUUCCAGUUGAGAAGCCUGUGCCCUACCCAGUCUACAAGAAGGUCCCAGUUCCCGUGCACGUGCACGUUGACCGACCAGUUCCAGUUCACGUUGAGAAGCACAUUCCCGUGCCUGUGAAAGUGCCCGUGCCCCAGCCCUACCCAGUGGAGAAGCACAUCCCUGUGCCAGUGGAGAAGCACAUUCCCUACCCAGUUAAGGUGCCCGUCGAUCGCCCUGUGCCUGUUCACAUUGAGAAGCACGUCCCCUACGCCGUUGAGAAGCAUGUCCCAUAUCCAGUCAAGGUCCCCGUUGUCGUUCACGAUGAACACCACCAUCACGACCAUCACGAUUUCAGCAGCUCAGGACAUGGCUUCAGCAGCUACGGCCACGAUUUCGGUCAUCACGGAUAUUAGGACGUACGAGCGGCCAAAAGAGUGAAAAUAAUUUAGUAAAAUUGUUGUGAUAAUGCCCUAACUACAAUUCUUUUCACUCAGACACAAAGUAUUUCUUCUUUAACUCUCACUCUCUAUGACUGAAACUCCUUCACACUUUCGCUUUCCUUCCUACUCUGGCGUAUAUGGCUUUGAACUCAGUGCCAGAUGUGCAUAAAAAAGUCACAGCAAAGAUGGCCGACAAACGGCGAACCAGGAAAAGAGCAAAUACAAAUCUCAAUGUGCCUUGAAGGUAGCCCCGAUUUUUACGCAAUUCUCCAUAUGUGACCCACAAACGAAACUGUUUUGUUUUUGUUUUUUUCGCGUCUCUCAACAAAAACGAAGAAAAAACUGCGACACCUUGAUAAUGCCUCAAGAUUAUGUACCUUAAUUAGCUGCUGAGAGCGAUUGGCACCAGCAACAGACAAUUUUUUUUUUGUAUAAA
Molecule: messenger RNA, 1593 nt
Organism: Phlebotomus argentipes
Lineage: Eukaryota; Metazoa; Arthropoda; Insecta; Diptera; Psychodidae
Exons: 4
Coding region: 63-1130 (355 amino acids)
Source: RefSeq, a predicted model, not a curated record